This is a messenger RNA of Aphis gossypii (cotton aphid), 536 nucleotides long. RefSeq lists its product as uncharacterized. The record is from RefSeq and is a predicted model, not a curated record. The transcript has a single exon. Lineage: Eukaryota; Metazoa; Arthropoda; Insecta; Hemiptera; Aphididae. Bases 21 to 485 code for a protein of 154 amino acids.
GUUGUUUACUCCUCGAUGAAAUGAAAAUAUCAGAAGCUUUAUCAUUUCAAAGGUCUAAUUUGAAAAUUGAGGGUUUUGUAAACUUAGGAGACUAUACUUCUGAAAAUGAUCGAAAUAAGUUAGGUGACCAUGCUUUAGUAUUGUUAUUUCAACCAUUUUGUGGGAAAUGGUUUCAAACUUUGGGAGCUUUUCUUGGAUCUGGAGCAGUUUCUGGAAAAAUAUUAGAAAAACUUAUUUUGGAAGCAGUGAUUUUAUUAGAAAAUCAAAAUAUACAUGUUGAUGUGGUGACAACUGAUGGAGCAGCUUGGAACAGAAAUAUGUGGAAAUUAUUUGGUAUUUCAGAUGAAAAAUCUAGUUGUACACAUCCAGUGAAUCCUGAAAGAAAGUUGUGGUUUGCGUCUGACUUUCCACAUUUAAUUAAGAAUUUAAAAUCCAGAAUAAUUAAUUCAAAAACUCUUCAGGUAAGCCUAAGAUUAAUUGCAUAGGACUAUUAUAAUAAUAAAAUUAUUAACUAAAAAAAAUAAUUUACCGACUGA